Molecule: messenger RNA, 2039 nt
Organism: Vespa velutina
Lineage: Eukaryota; Metazoa; Arthropoda; Insecta; Hymenoptera; Vespidae
Exons: 7
Coding region: 785-1498 (237 amino acids)
Source: RefSeq, a predicted model, not a curated record
AAUGGUAUCUCGUAAAACAGCUUAUUAAGUCGCAGAAGGAGAAGGCGAAAUGGCAUGUUAGCCAAUAGGAAGUAAAUUCUUGUUGGGAAGGCUUCUACCGGAGAAGCAGUAUUUCGUAGAGGAAGCAUAAAACUAAGAAUCGACCAAUGGCGUCGUGUUUCGUGUUCUUCUUCGAGGGUUGAAAGAGGGUAGUCGAAGUAGGGUUGCAGAAAAUGUACUAUCUCGCUUUUUCGAUCCCUUACUCGUUUCUUCAGUAAUGGCAAAUAUUCCGUAGCCGAUAUUAUAUGCUUCUGCACGGCUUCCAUUAAACGUUAAGAUCCCCUAAAUUAAUCUCGUAAAGAGAAAAAGAAAAAAAAAAAAAAAAGGAAGUUAGGCGAACAGAGAAGAUUGCUUCUGUAUUCUGAUCGGACACACGAUGAUCGAACGGAUCGCGAAGAAAUUUAUUGCUUCUAUCUCAUCUCGAGUAUCUACGAAUGCAAAUUCAUAUUUCUACGUUUAAAAUAUUGUAGAAAUAUGGCUCGCACAAUGCAAUGGUGGACGAGAACGGUUUUGAUCGAAAGGAAUUCGAAUAUUUAUCAUUAAGAUUAAAUCCUUUAGAAUGUUUUCGACUUAUAAACAUAAUGAGCGCUUCGAUGAAAUAUAUUCCUGAGAUGCGGACGACGAGGAUUCUACGGGAAUAUUUCAACAACGAUGGAAUCACAAAACGGGAUUGUCUGAUCAGACUUGAAAAUUGGAACAAUAAUUAUCUAGGUGCUAAUACGGAGGAGAAAAUUCUAAUCGCGAGAUGAUGGAUGUGACCUUGAGAAUGUUAGGAAGACCUGAUCUAGCGAAAUAUAUAAGAAGAAAUAAAAAUGUCAAAUCUUUCGAUCCUAUCGUCAACGAUGAACUGUCCAAGGGACAAUCGCAUUCAAUUUCAAAACGAAAUUUAUAUAAAAAUAUGGAAGAAGAAUUCGUUGGUAAGGAGAAGGAAAAAAAUGAAAAAGUAAAAAAUAAUUGCACAAAUCAGGUUCAUGAAAAUCAGCACACUGUGUCUUCAACUGAAGGAAAAAAGACAUCUCAAGAAAAACCAUCCAAUGAUUGGAAACGUACAAAACUGAUGGGGGCAAAACCGAUCCAUCUCGAAGAAAAAGGAAAAUUGAGUGGUUGCACGUGUAAUUGCUCAGAUAUGGAUAUUGAAAGCGGAUCGUUAGAGCAAUGUUCUUCAAAAUAUCACAGAAGUCGUAGAAAUGAUCAAGAAAAAUCUCGAAUACUUUCGAAAAAACGAAAGAAAGAAAAACCAAGGGACGUAUGUGUUAAGAAAUAUCCCGAUACAUAUGUUAAGAAAAAUUUGAAAGUUAACGAGAAAAGAAAAAAGCAUAAAACUAAAAGAAAAUCAUUAAGAACGAAAGAUUUGGAUGAAGGAAAAUCGGAUAGAAAGAGAAUUCGUUUAAAUAUGGCCCAUGAUUUUAAAAGUUAUCCAAUUUGCGAUUGUUGCAAAUGUAUUGCCGAUUACAAAUGACGAUAUUUUCAAAGUAUGAUGUUUGAAAGUUUAACAAAAGCAAGAAACAAGAAGCAUUUUGUGAUAAAUGGAUAACAGAUUGCAAAUGUUGGAUUAUUGAAUGAAAAUGAUUUUUAUAUAUGACAUCUGAUUUAAAAUAUCGAAUUAAUUUCGAAAAAAAAGAACCAUUAUUUUUUUUAAAUGAAUAGACAUAUAUACCAUUGUUGAAACUGAUAUAAUAAAUAUCAUGAUAAGUAAAUAUAUGUAUAUAUAUAUAUGUUUUUUUUUUUUUUAAAUAAGAAAAGCUUUUGGAAAACCAACUAUUUUGACUUUAUUAGAUUGUUUUACCGUAGUGCUUUUGAAAUGGGAGCUUCAAAGUAAACAAAUAUCCUACAAUAUCAAUUUUUCUCGCGAGCGAUGAUAGUGAUGAAGUCUUAUGAUUUUUAUUAUUCCUUAUACUUUGAUAAAAUUCACACGUUCAUUGAUCACUUUGAAUUUGUCAUAUUUAAUUUGUCACAGCUUGCACAUAAAGUAAUACAUAUAUUUAAAUAAGUGUAAAAAA